Messenger RNA from Microplitis demolitor, 1350 nucleotides. RefSeq lists its product as uncharacterized. NCBI's taxonomy places the organism in Eukaryota, Metazoa, Arthropoda, Insecta, Hymenoptera, Braconidae. Bases 377 to 1237 code for a protein of 286 amino acids. The transcript has 5 exons. The record is from RefSeq and is a predicted model, not a curated record.
AGUGUAUGUGCUACAAUCUAUUAAUUAUUCAUCGCACAACGACGCUCAAGUUGUGUAUAUGAAUUUUUUUGUGCGCCAAUACAGUAAAGUUUUAAAGUUUAUGACUGUAAUUUGAGGUGUGAGUAUUUAAAUAUAUACUUGUAAUUAAUAAUUAUACGGUAUAAUAGUUGAGUUAAGCAAAUGUUUGAUAAUCGAUUCGUAAGAUGGCUUAUCGAAUGAGGAAGAAAAUACUCAUUGAUCACGAUUUUGGCCGUUAUCCAGGAUUAGAAGUAGCGAAAGUUUACCGUUGAUGAAUGUUUAAGUUAUCACGCGUUAUUAUUAUUGACUGACUAUAUUUUAUUUGAUUAUCAAUGCGAUCUACGUACUAUAAAUACUUAUGGGGGUCACAAUCACAAUCAUGUUCAGUUUUUCUUUGACUACCAAACUGACAGGUAUCAGGAUGAAAUUAUUGUUGGUCAUAUCAUCUUGUUUGGUCAUUACCUCAGCUAUUCAAGUGGAUACGAAGGAUAAAAAUGAUAGUAAAUUUAUAAAGAAACACAAUAAACGUGGUGUGGUGAACUUGAGCUACGGAGUACCGCAGCAAGAUUAUCAUCAUUACCACAAUCAAUUACAUGAACACCAAGAGCCAGCACCAAUACAUGAACAUCCAUCGCCAGAUCAUCACUAUCCUGCGCAUCAAGAUCAUCAUUAUCCUGCGCACGAAGAUCAUCACCAGCAUCCUGUGCAUCAAGAUCAUCAAGAUCAUAUAUUAUUACCGCAACCUCAUCCUCAUCCAAUACAUCCAAUUCCAGUUCCUCAACCAGUACCAGUACCAGUCCAGCCAGUGGGAAUUCCCCAGCCAAUUCCAGUACAUCAGCCGGUUCCACAUCCGGUCCCAGUACCUGCACCAGUCCCCGUAGCAGUUCCUGUGGUUCAGACGGUAACGAAACACGUGGGUGUACCAUAUCCAGUCCACGUAGAUCGUCCAGUGCCAGUUCCGGUACCUGUAGCAGUUCCGAAACCUUAUCCUGUUCAUGUUGAAAAAAUAGUUCACGUCGACCGGCCUGUUCAUGUGCCAGUUCAUGUACCUGUGCAUGUUGAUCGUCCUGUCCCUGUUCCUGUUCCACGUCCGUACCCAGUACAUGUUGAAAAAAUAGUUAAUAAACCGUAUCCAGUACAUGUUGCAGUACCCGUUCAUGUACCGAAACCUUAUCCAGUACCUGUUGCUGUUCAGUAUAAAUAUAAUCAUGGAUGGUAAUCAUUUUUUUUAAAAAAUUGUAUAAAUAUUAUUGUUAUUUUAUUAUUGUAUUCUUAAUAUAUAUAUUGUUUUGUUAUAAAUAUCUUGUAUUUAUUUUUUUAUAAUUGAAUGUC